AUGAGAUCAUCUUUAUACCGCAACCGUCCGUGGAGUGAAGAUGAAAGAGAACCCUUAUUGCCUGCUAUCCCUGCGAACAAUCAUGGUUCUGCUAAUUAUGAAAAUGAGCGAGCGGAGGGCAACAACGGCACGAUGGCGGAGGUGGGCGUCUCGCAGACGGUGCUCGUGGAGGCGAGGGAGGGGGGCCGCAAGCUUCCCCAGUACAUAGCAGCACUCUCUGCUACACUCGGGGCGUUGGCAGCGGGUUCCAUGCUGGGGUGGUCUUCUCCAGUGAUAUUCAAGAUCUCGCAAGCGAACAGCACCGACUACAACUUCGAUGUCCAAGGCGAUUGGGUCUCGUCCAUCAUUAAUCUUGGCGCCGCCUUCGUUUGCUUCCCUAUAGGUCUCAUAAUGGACAUGAUAGGCAGAAAGAAGACAAUGUUGCUCCUCGUUUUGCCUUUCACAUUAGGAUGGCUGCUGAUUACCUUCGCGACAAAUCUAGGGAUGCUGAUCGCUGGAAGAUUCAUCACAGGCGUCGCUGGAGGAGCUUUCUGUGUCACUGCCCCCGCUUACACUAGCGAAAUCGCACAGGAUUCCAUCCGAGGAAGCUUAGGCAGUUAUUUCCAGCUGAUGAUAACAGUCGGUAUUCUGUUCGCGUACGCUGUAGGCAGCUACACUUCAGUAUUCGUAUUCAAUAUACUCUGUACCUUGAUUCCGAUUAUAUUUGGCGUGAUAUUCUUCUUCAUGCCUGAAAGCCCGAACUAUUUAGUGGUGAAAGGAAGGAAUGAGGAAGCGCGUGAAGCUUUAAUCAGAUUGCGCGGAAGAGAGUACGAUGUGGACAGCGAAUUGGACAAUUUGAAAGCGAAGGCUGAGCACGCGAAGAACAACCCGAUUGCUUUCACUUCGGCAAUUUCUAAGAAGACUGCUAUUAAAGCUAUCAUAAUUUGCUACGCGCUAAUGUUGUUCCAGCAAUUGUCAGGAAUUAACGCGGUCAUAUUUAACACUUCGGCGAUUUUCGACUCUGCAGGGGCAACUAUUCCGGCCGCUAUAGCUACCAUUAUCAUUGGCGUUAUCCAAGUGAUAGCCACUUUCAUAUCCAGCUUGAUAGUAGACAAACUGGGCAGAAGGAUCUUGCUUCUUCUAUCCGCGUUAGUGAUGUGCGUCUGCUCCACAGCUUUGGGAGUAUUCUUCUUCUUAAAGGACACGCAUGGUGACAACUCGAGCAUUGUUCAAGCGAUAUCCUGGCUGCCUUUAGUAUCGCUGUCACUGUUCAUCGUCGCUUUUUCUCUAGGUUUUGGCCCAAUACCAUGGAUGAUGGCCGGAGAACUCUGCUUGAUUGAUAUCAAAUCAUUCGUAGGAUCUACAGCUGGCACUCUCAAUUGGCUUCUGAGUUUCACCGUCACAAGCACCUUCAACUCCUUGAAUACAGCCAUAGGAUCAGGCCAGGUCUUCUGGCUAUUCGCUGGCAUCAUGGUUCUUGGCUUCCUAUUCAUCUUCUUCGUAGUCCCAGAGACCAAGGGCAAGAGUGUUGAUGAGAUCCAACUCAUGUUAGGCGCAGAGCCAAUUGACACAAACGAUGAUGACAAGAAAUAAUUUGCCUCAAUGGAACGGACUGUGAAAUUGUGAUUUUUUGUAUGAAGAUGAUUGAGGACUUUCAUUCGGCCAUAGUGUGUGGUUUCACGGAAAUGUGUGCUUCGCGUCAGCAAUAAUUGUGGUUUUAUUUUGCGAGAACGGAAUAAAGUCAGUCCCCCGAUUGUGUCGAAUUAGUGUUAAGAUAUUUCGCUGUGACAAUCGUAAGUUUUAAUUUAAUAAUUUAUUAAAGUUAUUGUGUGUAAGUUCCUUGGAAUUAUUGAAGACUUCAGAAAUAUGGGGCAGCAUUUGUAUAAUUUUUAUAUAUGUAAUUCGAUAUAGAGAGAAUUUACGUAAGGUUAGAUCGUAUGAAGUUAUGGUCUUUAAAUAUAUAAAUAUGGAUUGUUAAUUUUGUCAUAAUAUUAUCAGAACGUAGUUAGACGUCAUAUCAUGAUGCCAUAAUUAUAAUAUUUAUUAUAAACGGACUGCAGUUGAUUGCAUUCUUAUAAAAUAAAUCUAUCAAUAUAUACUUAGAUUUUAACAA
Messenger RNA from Chilo suppressalis (striped riceborer), 2092 nucleotides. NCBI's taxonomy places the organism in Eukaryota, Metazoa, Arthropoda, Insecta, Lepidoptera, Crambidae. The record is from the annotation of a GenBank genome assembly.